AUGGCGUCGUCUCCAUAUGAAGCUCUACAAAGGUGUGUGAAAUGUUUUGGGUCAUAACUCACAAACUGUGAGCCACAAAGGAGGCCUUCCAAGGGGGGUAGCUGUGUCGCAAUGUCGCUUGCUUUAGGAGACCGUUGUCGCCUAAUCUACAGCUGCAAAUGUCGCUGUCGUUUUUUGAAGUGUACGUAACUGUACCAGUCAUUUUUGUUUUGCGAGAAACUGUUUCGCAACAGGGCUAUAACAGGAUUUUCAUGGUGGUCAGUUGGCAAAAUUUCGUGAGCGGCGAAGGAUGAACGCUUCUUCUUCUUCUUUAAGGGUUGGCUCCCGCGGGAAAAUUUGGAAAAUCUGAACCCUCAGAAAUGUAAUUUCCUGUAUUCUGAGUCACUUUUAUUGAUAAAAUGCACAACUUUCCAAUGUCACCGUCGUUUUUCACUGUUUAGUAUGUCGCUGUCGCAUUUUAGCAGCGUAGGCAUGUCACUUCUCGCUUUUUAAAAAUUCCCAUGUCGCCAGUUUUCAGGGCCGUGUCGCAUGUCGCUUUUACCCCUUGGAAGGCCUCACAAAGACCUGAGAUUUGGACAAAAUUAAUUCUUUAUAUACUAGUCUUUUAUAACAUAUUUUCUUGGCUUCUUCCAUCGGAUGGUUUCCAAUUAUUUAUUUUUAUGUGCCGUGUUUAUUGUGUGACAGUGAAAACGAAGAAUAGAGGUGUCCAUCAAGAGGGAGUUGACUGUAUUGCGGUUUCCACCCCUCCUCUGGCCCUGUAAAAGACUUCUGUAUAGAUUGUUUUAUUAUGUCACAGUGGCCGUAUUGGUCUACGGAAAUGUGAAACGGUAGACAUUUGGUGCACCAAAAACUCCUUUAAGGAUUGAACACUUUCCUCAUAGAAAAACUUUCUUUUGCCAUUAUUUACCUAACACGACAAAAAUAAAGGGGUUUGCCCAAAAGAGAACUGAAGCCGUGUCUAAAUCGGAUAUUUUUUAAACCGCAUAUUUUUUUAUCAUGAAUAGGCCGCGGAUGAAUGAGUCGAUUCAUUGGUUUCGUGUGGACGGAAGGCUGAUUCGUGACAAAAAUAUAUAUGCGGUUUUCAAAUUAUUGACAUUGAGCAGGUAACGUGAUGUUAAGGUGCUGUUUCCUUCAGGUAUCGUUGCGUCUUUGCGUCAACUUUGCGUCACGCUUGCGAGUAACAGUAGUACCCAGUCUUUUUCUGAAGACUGCCGUCAUUCAGCACUCUCGCCUCUCAGCAGUCGAAACUAUGGCGAAAAGUAACCUCUCUGCUGUUCUCCGUAAAGUGGACGACUUAUGCUUGGUAAGAUAAAAUUCUGCAUAUUCCUGCAUUCUAUUUAACGCACUUGUCAUGUGUUUAAGCAUAUUUAAGUGGUAGAGUAGCCAAUAAUACAUUCGUUUUGCAGGAAGAACGCCCUGUCCCGCGACCUGGAAAGGGCGGUGAGUGUUUUAACUCAAGUUUUUACUAUUUCCUUACUUUGAUCAGUCGUUAAAAACUCACGCACUUUGUUCUUAUUAUUACAACAUAUUUGUUGCUGUGUUUUUCUCUCAAAAAUGAAUAUAUUUUGGUCUGAAGUGGAUUGUUUUUUCAGUACACGCUAUAAACUAUGCAUGUUCUCAUCUCCCGCGACGCGAGUCACGCAAAAAUUUCCCAAACUAGAAUCCUAGAAUUAGAUUUCAAGGAAUAAACAAAUUUGUUCUUUAAUGCUGGGAUAAGGACAAUAAAUAAAGUUUUCAUUCUCCAAAUCCCAGGGAGAGAGAGCCUUUUGAACUCUUCAACCUAAUGUGAGGAUUCACAUCAAGUUUAGCGUGAGAAAACAGCUGACUUUUGGCGACUCCACCACUGGUUUCCUUGCGAAAUGAUGUCUGAUUCCAUACUGAUGACAUGUUACCAACCCGAUCUGGGUACUGCUUCUGGCCCCAGUUGUUUAAGCAUUGGAUAGCCCUGUCCACCGGAUAAAUCACUAUCCAGCAGAUUAGUAUUAGGGAAAAUAAUUGUACUGUCCACCGGAUAGAGAUUUACUGGUAUCUGGUGGAUAGAGGCUUGGUGUGCUGAAAAUUUACCUCACCCAAUCAGAAGCACUACUCAGAUCUGAGUAGUUGGAUAGUGCUAUCCACCGGAUAAAUCACUAUCCAGCAGAUUAGUAGUAGGAAAAAUAAUAAUUAUUGUACUCUCCACUGGAGAGAGAUUUACUGGUAUCUGGUGGAUAGAGGCUUGGUGUGCUGAAAAUUUACUUUACCCAAUCAGAAGCACUACUCAGAUCUGGUUGGUGAUGAUGUGUCAUCAGUAUGGAAUUUCUCUGCUCAUUUCUCAUAGGGUAGUUUCGUGGGAAGACCAUUGGUGGCAUCACAGGUGGCACAAGCAUGAAAUAUGGCCAUCGGCACUGCUGUGUAACAUUCAAGAUAUAAGGAUUUGUAUGGGAGAAGAAACAAUUGUUUCUGUAGCCUACGAAUGUAAAAGGAUUUAAACAAAAAUCAGCUAACCUUGCUUCAGUUGUGUGUUUUUUCUUUCCUGUGUGGUUUCCGAGCUGAUUUAUGGCCAUUUAAUGGGUUUUAUUGGAACCCAUUUGCUCUCUCUAUAAUAGAUUCCCAAGGCUGGGUUCUGGAGCAAAGCAGUCAUUCAGAUCUGCUAAAGGAAAACAGUCAUAAAUUCACUCCUAAGGCUCCAAUCACCUCCAUUUCCGCCUAUAUCCCAGAGGAUAGUUCUGCAUCCAUUUGUGAUCUUUUUUCAAGUGGCAUUUGUGAAAAGAACGAAUUAAAGGUUGCUAAUCUUUGCAACCAGUCCUGUUUGGAGCCAUUGACAGAAGCUUCAUUUGAACUCCAUGUUACGUAAAUGGUUGAAGAUAGUUCAAGUUACUCACCCUUGGGGUGGGUGACAAAACAUUGUUCUAUGUCAAGAUCUCAAAUUGAGCAGCCAAAAUCACACGGAAAGUGGGCUGGUCUGCCUUUUUAUACACAACUUUAGACUCAAAGAAAAUUUGUACAUUGAAAUAGUUCAUGCAUAAACUGACCCUGCUUGGUACAGCCGGCCAGCUCUAUGCAGGCAGUAACACUCAUUAAAUGGCCAUAAAUCGGCUUGGAAACCACUCAGGAAAGAUAAAACACGCAACUUAGGCAAGGUUAGCCAAUUGUUAUUUAAAUCCUUUUACAUUUGUAGGCUACAGAAAAAAUAAUAAUAAUUAUUAGUUUUUUCUCCCAUACAAAUCCUUAUAUUUCGAACGUUAUACAACAAUGCCAAUAGUCAUAUUUCGAGCUUGUGCAAGGAAUUUAUUCUAGUCAAGGAUGAUUAAUUUUGAAGAAUAGAAUCUAGGGAAUUUUGUCCAGGAUGUUGUCGACACCAACUCUCCCUUUAAAUAGAAAACUGCAAAAAUGGUCGCUUAUAAUGAGCGUACGGUCCCGUAUGGGAGCUUUCCAUCACCAAGUUAAGUCACAAAUCAAACAGGGUUUCACAAAGGUGAUCGUAACUAGAGCUGGUCACUUACGAGUGUGGUCGCGAGGAGACCGUCAACUGUAUAAUACUAUAAACAUGAUGAAUUCUCUCUCUCCGUUUUAUUUUUUAAUAAGAGUAGAUGUAAUUUGCUUCUUUAUGUAUGUUAAUGUGUUAAAUGUGUCUAUUACUUCCUCACAGAGGUCCAAAUUGCCAUGUAUGCUGUUGGAAUUUGUGGAUCAGAUGUACAUUACUGGAAGAAGGGAAGGAUUGGAGACUUUAUUCUCAAGGCACCAAUGGUUGUUGGUCAUGAAUCCAGUGGUACAGUGUCUGCUGUUGGUGAAGGAGUUACAGACCUGAAAGUUGGUUAGUUAUAAUUUCUAACACUUAUUGAGAAUUAAGAAGUAAUUUUCGCAGAUGUUGGUAUUUUACUUUUUUAUUUGCACUUGUCUUUGUCUGUGGCUGUUGCAGUUCAACCCAUCCUUGUGUUGUUUGUUGCCAUUUCAUCUGUCCUAUAGAGUUGAAACUCUCUUCAAUGGCCACCUUGGGGACAGAAGAAAGUGGCCGUUGUAAAGAGGUGGCGGUUGAGGAUAGGUUUUAAACAAGAGUCAAUGUGUGGCUUUUAAGUGGCAGCCGUAGACUGUUGGCCAUUAGCAGAGGUUUGACUGCAUAACUGUUUCAAGGGCAUGUCAGGAUAAUUACUCUAAGAGGGCCUCACUAAUAUCCCAGGAAGAAGUUUUUUCCCUGAAUUCCUUCAUGGGUUUCUGUUUAAUGGGGGUUUUGACUUAUGUUUGAGGAAUGUUGAAUGGGAAAAAUCUGUCACUUGGUGAGACACCGUGACCCCUUUAUACAGAAAUUUAGAAAAAAAGUAAGGCUGGAUUUAAGAACGUGUAGCUCUAUGACUCAUUUCAAAAGCUUUAAUCUGUAGAGACUGGAUCAGCAAUUUUCUUAUAAGAGAGCAUACAGUGAAUUGGUCAAUUUUAUGCAAGCAUUAGUGGCUUUAGGCUCGAUUUCCAUCUGCUGUUUUCAGGGAACGAGCUUGCGCUCCUCCCCUGAAGCCAUCUCUUCAAAGGGUGGACUCGAGAGAGUGGCAGAAAUCGAGCAUACAGUGGUUUACAUGCCAUGCAAACUGCCACCUCUUCUUGUUUUUAUUUUUAUAUAUAUAUAUUUUUUUUCGUGCUAGGUGACAGAGUUGCCAUUGAACCUGGAUAUUCUUGUCGCACAUGCAGCUUUUGUAAGGAAGGUCGUUACAAUCUGUGUCCAGACAUGAAAUUUGCUGCCACUCCUCCGUACGAUGGCUCUCUCUGCAGAUACUAUGUUCACCCAGCAGACUUCUGUUUCAAGUACGUAACAGGAGUUAAUAAUAAUCACUUAAGUACAGCUGUUACAGAUAACACAUGUAACCUAACCUGCAUUGUCAAAAACAUUUCAGGAUUUUGGGUUUUUCUUUGACGUCAAUCAAACUGUUACCAUAGCAUCCAAUCCUUGCUUGUCAAAUAAAGGUGGCAAUAACAAACAGUAGCUGAAAAGUUCAAAGUUGGCGGGAAAUGUACAGAUGCAUUUUCACCCUCCCGUAUGUGUUUUGUCUGGACUUGGAAGCUUUACAGGAACAAUGUCAGCUUGGGAAUCUAAACUUGUCUUGUAUCAGUAAGUAGGUAAAACAACUUGAGAGCUAAAAACUGAAACCACGUGAACUCUGAAGUUCAAAAGCAACGAACCUUGAAAAACAGAAACUCAAAAUGAAUCAAAAUCCAGCAAUCACAAAUCACAAACUAUAACCUUUGAACCCAUUGAAGUAAAUUUCUGUUUCCUAAAUGGUGUGCUAAGAUAAGGCACCAAGCCUUCAGAUUUUGAUUGACGUUGAAGAAAAACCCAAAAUUAUCCAGAGAUGUAUUUGACAGCUGUAAUUACAUUAAUAUUUUGAUGUACUUCCUGUGUCUGUUUGAUGAUUGUUGAGAAUAUACACCACGAUGUUCAAACUUGUGAGGUUACAAUAGCACUUUAUCAUCAAUAGCACUACACAGUCACUAUUUAUAUAACUCAUGAAACUCAGAUUAAAAAAAUUAAAUUAACAUUACGGAAUUCCUCUCUUUUUUUCCUCUGGUCUCCAAAAUGUUAUCUUUCUCUGACCAUUGUCUUUUUACAAAUUAGUCAAUCUCACAUCAUUUGUGCACUGUGCCAUGUACACUGUAGGGGACACUCCCUAAGGUUGAGUCUCUGAGUCACCCACUGCUAUAACAAUUCCACUUUUCUUCUACCGCGGCUAACUUUCCUUGCUUAUGGAAAUAAUUCUCUCUGCCUUACAGUUAUUUCCAGUGACACUCCCCAAUUGCAAGGUGAAUUUGGCCUUCUUUUUCAACUUCCUGUCUUUAACGAUAUAACAUCAGCAAAAUUAGCUACAAAUCUUAUUUUAACCAAUGCUUGACUUGUGUCACAUUUUUACCUUCUACAGACUUCCUAAUCAUGUGUCAUUUGAGGAAGGUGCUCUUCUUGAACCCCUCUCUGUUGCAGUGCAUGCUUGUAACAGGGCUGGAAUUACCAUGGGAAGUAAAGUGCUGGUUUGUGGAGCUGGUGAGUGGAUUUUUCGACAUCCGAACACUUUUCUGUUCAUUUCAUACGGUUAAUAUAAUGUACUCAAAAUUUAUUAACUUAAACUAACUGUUCAUUAUUCUUAACUCCUGUUACUGUGGAUGCAUUCAGGACUGUGAGUUACUGCCAGUCUGUAAUCACUCAAGGGACAGUCUGUAAUAGUGGGGUGAGAACAGAAUUUCCUGACAAAAUUUUAGAGAGAUAACAUAUAUUUACGUAUAUUAUCCAGGCAAGGGAUUUUGCCACUAUUUUGGUAUAUUGUAACCGGUCAUUGUGUGACGUGGUGUAGUGUGAUGCUGCAUGCUGUGUUCCAAAUAUGGUUCUCCCAUAUUAGGGCAUGUGAGAUAACGAGAGCGGAUCUGUCAAGUGUGUGAAGAGUGAAGUGAUUGGAGUAAAAACAGUGGAAAUCAUUAUUGCAGUAUAUUUUAUUUGUUAUACUAUUACGGAUUGUAACAGUAUCAUCAGGUUGCCUACAAUAAUGAAGUGUCCAUAAGGCAAGAGUUGACUGUACUGAUAUAACUUCACAAUCCUUUAGGUCCCAUUGGUUUAGUCAACCUUAUGACUGCCAAAGCUUGUGGAGCCACUACAGUCACGAUCACAGGUAAUUAUAUAACAAGUUAGAGGCUGGUCGUUUAUUACCUGUGGGGUUGGGGGGGGGGCAGCUAUUUUGAGAAAGCUUCCCACUUCACCCUAGCUUCUUAGAAAUGUCACCUCCAUAAAUUUUACAUCGAUCUUGUGAAAGUGACCUCCUCCCCACCAAUUGCUGUGGAAGGUAUUAUAAAUUCCAAGUGUCAUUUUCGUGCAAGUACACAGUCAUGUAGUCUUGUACAAGGUUGUAGUUGAAGUCUCAAUUCUCCUAUUCCAGGACAAGGCACAAACUGACUACAGUUGAUUACAUGUAAAUGCAUUUUACUUCUCUGCCAAUAAAACAAGAAAAAUUGAAUAAGGACAAUGAAAAUAGAUAGUUAAUUUUUAGAGGUGUCAUAAGGAGAAAUAUUAGAAAAAAGGUGGUAUUAUGAGAACAGUAUGCCUUUCUUAUUCCGACCUGUACACUGUACAUCUCACAUUGAAAAUGCCAGCACGUCAUCACCGAGACAAAAAUGGUAUAUUCUGGCCAAUUUUUAUAAUAUAAAGGUUUAUAGUGAAAAGUGCACUUAGCUCAUCCAGCUAGUUUACAAGCAUUCCACUCAAUUAAUUAGAAAAAAUAAUCCAAUAAACUAGAAAAUAUCAGGAUAAAAAAAAAACGUCAACCAGUUGGCUAUCUACAAGCAUGGGUGAGGAUUUGAAUAAUUUCAGAACAGCUGAGAACAAAUCCAGCAAGUGGUCAGAACAGCCUAGGACUUGAACCUGGUACCACCAGAGUGCGAGGCCAUACACGCUGGUCACUCAACCACGCUGCCUCCAAAUAUCUGUAUUUGAUUUUAUGGUAAUAAAUUGCUUUAGACAUUGAUGAGGGGAGACUUAAUAAAGCCAAGGAGCUUGGUGCUGACUACAUUAUCAAAGUGGAUCCAAGUAAAGACAGCAAGGACUUGGCCAAUAGAGUAAAAGACUGCAUGGGACCAGCUGAUCAAAGUAUUGAGUGUAGUGGGGCAGAAGCAAGCUUUCACACUGCAAUUCAUGUAAGUUGAAUUGAAGUGGAACAUCUUCAAGUGGGUCAAUGUAGAAAUGAACAUUCAAGGUGUUCCUAGUCCACACAAGAUGGCAAUUAAAAAAUUUUGUCCUUGCUAGGAUCUGUUCUCCCAGCACUUAUGCAUUCCUUCAGUACUAGAAUAGUUUCAAGGUCUUAGAGUUAAUGCUUUUUCAUUGACCCAAGAAAAAUGAUAACUUGAGCAAGGAUGGAACAGAGUCAAAAUUCAACACUUAGAAGGACCUCAUUACCUAAGGAUUUCUUAAGAACUUGUGUCCAUGUGUUCCAGAUUGAAUCAGAACUUGGUAGCGUUGGUCUAUGAGGAGAGGCGCAUGGAAACAUGAAGUACGCGGAGAAAGCUUCUCGGAUCAAAGGAGAGAACCAUUAAAACAAACUGCUUCUCAACCCACAUAUGGCAUCUACGCUUAGAUUUGAGCCCGGGCCACAUUAUAUUGGUGGGAGGCAAGUGCUCUCACCACUACAUUAUUGUUUUUUUCAGGCUACUAAAUCAGGAGGUACUUUAGUGGUUGUAGGGAUGGGUAAACCUGAAGUGAAGUUUCCUAUUGUAGAUGCACUGGUCAGAGAGGUGGAUAUCAGAGGCAUAUUUAGAUACGUGAACUGGUGAGUUAGAAACUGUUGAAAAUUCGAAGACAGGGUCCUUCUCCUUCCCCAAAUUUUGAAAUCCUGCAGACCUCUCUCACAUUCUGCUCCAGUGAACAUACACACUGAAAUGAAGUCAAGGCUUGGGUAGACAGUUCCAGAAUUUUGACACCCAAAGUGAUAAGGUCGUUUACUGUUCCUCUAUCAAGCCGCCCUCUCUAAUAAGCCCCCCUUCUCAGCAAAAGAAAGUUAUCCCCCCCCCCUCCCCCCCCCCCCACUUUGAUUUUAAAUGAUAGACUUUAAUAAUCUCAACUGUAACACUUUAUGUGGACUGACCUGGUAUAUCAUGUGCUGGAAGCUCGGUUUUGUUUUUGAUCACCAGCUGCCUGACCUCCAACUUCAUGUACCUAAGCCUUCACACCUUACUGUCUAGUUUUUAUGGAGAAUUGAUACCUAUCAUGUUCACUAAGUUGAAUAAACUCCCCCUCUCAAGUAAGUCCUCCCCUCCCUAUUAGGCCCCCUAAAAUGUGCUUGAAAUAAAUUAGUCCCCUGCGGGCUUAACAGAGGAUUUACUGUAAUAGCAUAAACUUGCGCGAUGCUGAUCAUGGAGUAAAGGCUUAAAUAAUAAGUGGGCAAGAAGGCUCUCUUUUUGAGCUUGAGUACAUGAAGGGCCCUGCUAGAGCUAGUUUUUUUUGCUUUCUUUCUUUGUUGUAGUUACCCCAAAGCUUUGGCCCUGGUUGCCUCUGGAGCGGUGAAUGUUAAACCUCUUGUCACUCAUCACUUUAAACUUGAGCAGUCACUUGAAGCUUUUGAAACUUCUCGAACCGGUGCAGGAGGAGCUAUCAAAGUUAUGAUUCAUUGCAAUGAGGAUUAUCAGAUGAAAUUAUAAUGUGUUGGAAUGUUACGGCAAAAUGGUGUUAUUCUGUAAUAAUCAUUGAACACAGUGGAAGCAUGCGUACACCAGAGGCAAGAUUAUAACUAUGUUUGCCAGAAGCUCUUGAUUCUUCUGUUAGUUGGUGCUGGAGGAGUAAUCAUGCUAAUAUUUAAUACUGUGAUGCAGGGAAUUAAAUCAGACGCUAUAAAAGACAUGACAUAACCUAAACUAGACAAUUUUCUAGUAAUUUAUAAGCAUUCGGUGACUUUGUUUCAUGGUAAGAUCAUUCCAAGCCAGAAAGUUCCACAAUGUAGUGAGAACUUUUCAGGAGUCUUAAAGCCAUGAGCAGAAACAAGGGCGUUACUCGUGCACGUAUACCUUAUUCUUUUAGCCAAGAAGCCAAGAAAGCAAGCUUCACAUGGAGUUUAAUAUUGAAGCUGUGGAACAAUAUGACUAUAAAAUUGAAUAAUCUGGCUAGCCUUAGACAGUGGAAUAUUAUCCAAACUCUUAGGACCAUGAUGAAUAGUCCAGAAAUCAAAAAUAUGAAUACCGGUACUAAUGACUCUUGAAUAGAAAUCGUCAUUAAGAACAACAAAGAGUAACAUGGCUUUUGAGCCAAUGAUAAUUAUUGGUCUUAAACUGGCUUACCUAGUAAGGAUCAUGCUAAAAAUGGGUGUCUUCGAAAAGUCUAAAACAUAUUUGUUUUUUAAGUCUUGCCAAUCAAUGCAAUAACGGUGAAAAAAAAGUUAAGGACAAUAAAUUAUAACCCAGUAGCAGACAGUAGAAAUGGAGGAGGGAGAUACAAAAUAUCAGCUUUAUUUGGCCUGGGCACUCAGAAAUAAAAUUGUUUAUCUUUCCUGUCUUGUUCCCACAUUCAAAGCUUGGAAAUCACAUAGGAAACAUUCUCCACUACAGUUUCACUAAUUAUUAUGUUUGGGUCUAAUUAAACUAACAUGACGUGAGUCUAAGAGGUUGUGACCACCACAAUAGAUACCAGGAGUGGAUCCAGAAAAUUCAGAAAGGGCAUGGGGCAGGACACUUGCCAGCUAUAUACUUAGAUACUAUUUAUUUCAUAGACAAUCCAAUAAAAUAAUAAAAACAGAAAAGGAGGCAGGAAAUGGUCCAGUCGGACCACCCCUUGAUCCACCCAUGGAUACCUUUACUUAAAAUACAAAAAAAAAGUCUUAUAAAUUACAUUUGUAAUAAAAGAAGGAAGAAAAGAGGGCCCAAGUUUAUUUAUGAUCUAAUAACUGC
Messenger RNA from Porites evermanni, 10371 nucleotides. NCBI's taxonomy places the organism in Eukaryota, Metazoa, Cnidaria, Anthozoa, Scleractinia, Poritidae. The record is from the annotation of a GenBank genome assembly.